AUGUGCGAGGUGACGCCCACUCUCAGCGGAGAUGUCCAGCAUGGUUCGCUGCUGGGUCCAGACGAGGCAGGCAGGGAGCCGGAACUCCUCCAGAUGAUGUUCACCGAGAUGAAGAGCAUGCUGGAGACAAUGCGCGAGGCGCAGGACAGGCUGGCCACUGCGCAACUGCGGGUGCACGAGCUGAAACAUGAGAAUGAGACUCUGCAGCAGCAGCUCAGCAUCCUGCUGCCCCAGGAGUUACAGGCUCUGACCAAGGAGUUGAUAAUGGGUCGGAAGCAUUUACUGGAGAGGGAAGAAGAGAUUGCAGAGCUGAAGGCAGAGCGGAACAAUAUGAGGCUGUUGUUGGAAGAUCUGGAGUAUAUGGUUUCCAGGCAUGAAAGAUCUGUAGGCAGGACCUUUGUCAAACGCCAACCCCAGUCCUCUCGCGGUGUCUCCUCCAACAUGGAAGUGAUUACAACUCUGAAAAUCCUCUUCCAUCAUCACAAAGUCCUCCAGAAGAAGACCCUUGAAAAUGACCUGGGUUCUGUCAAGGACACCUAUGGGCGCAUAGCUGAGCUGCAGGAGGCCCUGGAGCAGCAGAGAGCAGAAGUAUGCCAGCUGCGGGAGCACCUGGCAUUGCUGCAUGGGCAGGUGGGCCAGCUGGAGCAGGAACUGGCCACUGCUCACCACCAGCUGAAUGAGAACAAAGAAGCCAACCGCAAGCUGCAGCAGGAGCUCAAGGAGAAUCCUGUCCCCAAGGAGGAAGCUGGGGUUCCACCAGGACAGGGCCCAGCCGUAACAGGAGACACCCCACCACCCACUCCCUGCUCUGCUCAUCUUCACGGAAAGACCCAGGCCUUGGCACUGCAGGAAGAGUCCCUGGAAGAUGCGGGACCCUCCUGUGAAAGCAAGGGCACCCCAGAUGCCCUCCACAAAGGCCCCAAGAAGAAGGACAUGAAAACUUACCUAAGCAACCUCUUUGGAAAGAAAACGGGCAGGAUGUGA
Messenger RNA from Jaculus jaculus (lesser Egyptian jerboa), 984 nucleotides. RefSeq names its product liprin-alpha-3-like. The coding region runs from base 1 to 984 and encodes 327 amino acids. The record is from RefSeq and is a predicted model, not a curated record. Gene Ontology annotation, biological process: synapse organization. Lineage: Eukaryota; Metazoa; Chordata; Mammalia; Rodentia; Dipodidae. Gene Ontology annotation, cellular component: presynaptic active zone. The transcript has 6 exons.